This is a messenger RNA of Temnothorax curvispinosus, 1219 nucleotides long. Its product is annotated as odorant receptor 22c-like. Gene Ontology annotation, biological process: sensory perception of smell; detection of chemical stimulus involved in sensory perception of smell. The transcript is spliced from 6 exons. Gene Ontology annotation, cellular component: plasma membrane. NCBI's taxonomy places the organism in Eukaryota, Metazoa, Arthropoda, Insecta, Hymenoptera, Formicidae. The coding region runs from base 16 to 1011 and encodes 331 amino acids. Gene Ontology annotation, molecular function: olfactory receptor activity; odorant binding. The record is from RefSeq and is a predicted model, not a curated record.
UAUCGAUACUUGAUCAUGCACUUCGCCGAGACUAACAUUUUUCUCCUCAUGGACGUGAUGAGCGCAACCCUGGCUUAUAGUCUUCUGCUCAUCAACAUGAUUAUUAUCUUAUUUAACGUUCGUUUUCUGGACGAUCUCAUAGUACACAUGGUCGAGGAUUGGAAGGAGCGCGAUGUUUCGAACGAAUGCACGAUGAACAGAAUGGCCUACAUCUCUCGCUGGUUCUCCAAUUUGAUAAUCGGUUCGCACGCGAUGUCGGUGAUGUUCUAUGCGAUCGGCACGUUGUUGAGGAACGAAAGCAGCAAUCAAACCGAUUCUCGAGAGCUUAUUCUUAAGAUGGAGUUACCUUUCAAAAUUGAAAGCACAUCGGUAUAUUUUACCAUUAUCGUUACGCAGUUCGUUCACCAAGUAAGCACGGCCAGUUUAGUGGCUGUGCUAUAUUGCUUACUGCUGACACUGGUUCUUCAUGUGUGUGGACAGAUUGAUAUAAUGCGGCAAAAACUGAGUGAAAUCACGCGGAAGGACAUCGAACAAAACGUAAACAAAAGUAUUGCAAAAAUGCUAAUCGUUCGGCAUCAGAAGAUUAUCUCUUUUUCCGAGAAUAUUGAGGCUCUCUUCUCGAGUAUAGCAUUAGUACAAUUUGUGACGAACACUUUGGUCCUCUGUUCCCUAGGAUUUGUCAUUGUGAUCUCCAUUGGUGUCCCAGGCGGAACGCCUAUGCUAGUAAAGUCCGUGUUCUUUUACAUUCUAAUCAAUGUGGAAGCAUUUGUAUUUUGCUUUCUUGGAGAAUAUCUUACUACGAAAAGUAAGAUGAUCGGCGACGCCGCUUAUGAAGCGCUUUGGUACGAAUUGAAUCCAAUUCAGAGUCGAGAUACCCUAUUUAUAAUUGUAAGAUCACAGAAGUAUUUGACGCUCACGAUCGGAAAAGUCGCGAAUCUCUCGCUAAAGCAAUUUACCAGCAUCAUAAAAGCCUCAGCGUCAUACAUGUCGGUGUUACAUGCGAUGUAUUGAAGCCUAAACAUACUUUAUGCUCCGCUUAUAUCUUCGCGUGCAGAAGGAUAUAGUACUUUUACUACCGCCAGCCAGUUACGAUUAGCAAUUUUUUUAUUCAAAGACUCGAUGGGGUUUCACAUCAGGUAUAUGUGUGUAUAAGAGUAGAAGGACAUUAUUAAAGUAUUGAUUUGUGAUGAACAAUGUGAAGUUGAUCUUCUCGGUCGAU